CGCGGUCUGCCGGCGCCCCGGCACACACCGAGCGCUGGAGGCUCCGCCGUGCCGCCUGCCAACCCGGGAUCUACCUCCGUGAUUUUUUUUUUUUUUUUUUGAGACCCGGCUUUUUUUUUUUUUUUUUUUUUUUUUUUUUUUCCUCUCUCUCUCUCCUCCUGUCCCCAUCGCCCGUUUUUACUCGAUUUUUGGGAAAUUCUUGGCUCGCUGCGGGAAUUCGGGAUUUUUUUCUAAGAGGGGGGUGUCUGGGCAUCUCCCCCCGGCGCCCACUGCCUUGCUCCACCUGCCCUUGCGCCUUUUCUCUUCUUUUCCCCUGUCUGUCUCUCCCACCAAACCCGGGCUGAUGUGCUGUGCGAGAGGCUGGAAAUGGAAGUGUUGAUGCUCUGGCUUUUCCCCUGGAUAUUUCAGUGCGUUUCGGUGCGGGCGGACUCCAUCAUCCACAUUGGUGCCAUUUUCGAGGGCAAUGCUGCCAAGGACGACGAGGUGUUCAAGCAGGCGGUGUCGGAUCUGAACCUCAAUGACGACAUCCUCCAGAGCGAGAAAAUCACUUACUCCAUCAAGCUCAUAGAGGCCAACAACCCCUUCCAUGCGGUGCAGGAAGCCUGUGACCUGAUGACCCUGGGGAUCUUAGCCUUGGUGACGUCCACUGGUUGUGCCUCGGCCAACGCCCUGCAGUCCCUGACGGACGCCAUGCACAUCCCGCACCUUUUUGUCCAGCGGAACACGGGAGGCUCCCCCCGCACCGCCUGCCACCUGAACCCCAGCCUGGAGGAGGAGGAGUACACGCUGGCCGCCCGCCCGCCCGUCCGCCUCAACGACGUCAUGCUCAAACUGGUCACUGAGCUGCGCUGGCAGAAAUUCAUAGUGUUCUAUGACAGUGAUUAUGAUAUACGUGGGCUGCAGGGAUUUCUCGAUCAGGCCUCAAGACUGGGACUUGAUGUAUCAUUACAAAAAGUGGACAGGAACAUCAGCAGAGUAUUUUCCAACCUUUUUACUACCAUGAAAACAGAAGAGCUGAACCGCUAUCGGGACACGUUGCGGAGGGCUAUCUUACUGCUGAGCCCACGGGGAGCCCAGACUUUUAUUAAUGAGGCUGUGGAAACCAACCUUGCAUCAAAGGAUAGUCACUGGGUCUAUGUAAAUGAGGAAAUCACUGAUAAUGAGAUAUUAGAGUUGGUGCAUAGUGCUCUGGGGAGGAUGACAGUGAUCCGGCAAAUUUUCCCUCUCUCAAGGGACAACAACCAGAGGUGCAUGAGGAACAACCACCGGAUAUCGUCCCUGCUGUGUGACCCACAGGAAGGCUACCUUCAGAUGCUGCAGGUUUCCAACCUGUACCUGUAUGACAGUGUGCUCAUGCUGGCCAAUGCUUUCCACAGAAAACUGGAGGACAGGAAAUGGCACAGCAUGGCAAGCCUGAACUGCAUGAGGAAAUCCACCAAACCUUGGAAUGGAGGACGAUCCAUGCUAGAGACUAUUAAGAAGGGCCAUAUAACUGGGCUUACUGGUGUUAUGGAGUUCAGAGAAGAUGGUGCCAACCCCUAUGUUCAAUUUGAAAUCCUGGGCACAAGCUACAGUGAAACCUUUGGCAAAGAUGUGCGGAGGUUGGCAACGUGGGACUCUGAGAAAGGACUGAAUGGCAGCCUACAGGAGAGACGUCUGGGCAAUGACUUACAAGGAGUGACACUCAAAGUGGUGACUGUCUUGGAAGAACCUUUUGUGAUGGUGGCAGAGAACAUACUUGGGCAGCCAAAACGAUAUAAAGGAUUUUCCAUUGAUGUCCUGGACGCACUUGCCAAGAAUCUAGGCUUCAAGUAUGAGAUUUAUCAAGCUCCUGAUGGCAAAUAUGGACAGCAGCUCCAAAACAGCUCGUGGAAUGGCAUGAUUGGAGAACUCAUUAACAAGAGAGCAGACCUGGCCAUCUCAGCCAUCACCAUAACACCCGAACGAGAGAGCGUUGUGGACUUCAGCAAGCGCUACAUGGACUAUUCUGUGGGGAUCUUAAUCAAAAAACCCGAAGAGAAAAUCAACAUCUUCUCUCUCUUUGCUCCUUUCGACUUUGCGGUGUGGGCCUGCAUCGCCGCAGCCAUCCCUAUAGUCGGCGUCUUGAUCUUCGUCCUGAACCGGAUCCAGGCAGUCAGGGCACAGAACGCUUCCCAGCCCAGCCCUUCUGUGUCCUCCACCCUCCACAGUGCCAUCUGGGUUGUGUACGGAGCCUUUGUUCAGCAAGGGAGUGAAUCCACUGUCAAUUCUGUGGCAAUGCGCAUUGUAAUGGGAAGCUGGUGGCUCUUCACCCUUAUCGUGUGCUCUUCCUACACAGCGAAUUUAGCAGCAUUUCUCACAGUAUCAAGGAUGGAUAAUCCCAUCAGAACAUUUCAAGAUCUGUCCAAACAAAUGGAUAUAUCUUAUGGUACAGUCAGGGAUUCAGCAGUGUAUGAAUACUUUAAAGCAAAAGGGACAAACCCUUUGGAGCAGGAUAACACAUUUGCUGAACUGUGGAGGACAAUCAGUAAGAAUAAUGGGGCAGAUAAUUGCGUAUCGAACCCUUCUGAAGGCAUCAGGAAGGCCAAGAAAGGAAAUUAUGCUUUCCUGUGGGAUGUGACAGUGGUGGAAUACGCGGCGCUGACAGAUGACGAAUGCUCUGUGACAGUCAUAGGAAACAGCAUCAGCAGCAAAGGAUACGGGAUAGCACUCCAGCAUGGAAGUCCCUACAGAGAUCUUUUCUCCCAGAGGAUCCUAGAGUUGCAAGAAAGUGGAGAUUUGGAUGUUCUUAAACAGAAAUGGUGGCCACGGAUGGGACGCUGUGACCUGAAUAGCCAUACCAAUGCACAGACAGAUGGGAAGGCACUCAAGCUUCACAGUUUUGCAGGCGUUUUCUGCAUUUUAGCAAUAGGCCUUCUUCUUGCUUGCUUGGUGGCAGCAUUGGAAUUGUGGUGGAACAGCAACCGUUGUCAUCAAGAAACACCGAAAGAGAUACAGCAUGGGCAGCAGCAGUGCAAACUUCCCCUCAUUGCCCCACCAUUGUGCCUCAGCCCUGACCUGGAGAGACCACCUUUAGGGGACAAAGAAGUGAAUCUGGAGCAGGUCCACAGGCGCAUGAACAGUUUAAUUGACGAAGACAUAGCCCACAAGCAAAUCUCUCCGGCGUCCAUUGAAAUCUCAGCCCUGGAGAUCGGUGGCAUGCAGCCAGCCCAGACCCUGGAGCCCGUGCGCGAAUACCAGAACACGCAACUGUCUGUCACCACCUUUUUACCAGAACAGACAACUCAUGGUGCCAGCAGGACACUCACAGCUGCCUCUGGCAGCAACCUGCCGCUGCCCCUGAGCAGCUCAGCCACCAUGCCCUCCAUACAGUGCAAACACAGGUCACCAAACGGAGGACUAUUUCGUCAGAGCCCCGUGAAAACCCCCAUCCCAAUGUCAUUCCAGUCCGUGCCGGGGGGAGUCAUUCCAGAAGCGAUGGAGCCCUCGCAUGGAACAUCCAUAUGAUGAAAACAAACAGUAAAACAACCAGCAGAGCUUUUUAAUACAAAAAAAUUUAAAAGGAACAAAAAAAAAAAAGCAAACAAACUCUUACAUUUUUCUUGUAUAUACUUGUAAAUAAUGAAAGAAUGAAGUGGGGUAAAAGUGUAUUUUGAAUAUUCCCAAUUUUAGAAGUAAGUAAAAAACAAAACAAAAACAAACAAAAUGUAUGAAUGACUUUGUAAAUUUUGUUCUAUAUGAAUAAAAAGGCAAACUACUUGUGGUCGUUCUCAAGUGCCAAAGAAGACCUGUUACUGGGACUGAGGGCCAUACUUUUCUUUUUUUCCAUGGAUUUCAACACUUAUUCCCUUACAGGUUUGUUGGGGUUUUUUUUAAGAGCAAAAAAGUUAUCUGUUUCUUGCUAGAAAAAUUCACCAUGCUCAGAUCUCUCCUUUUCCCAGAACCCUAUUUUAUAAUCAAGAUGACAAUUCACUUGCAGAACUUAACAGCAGGUAUUAGCAUAGCAGUAACAAAUAUUUGAAAGGUGAAUUAUAACUAAAAUCCAACAAACAAUAAACAGGAAAAAAAAAAGAAAAAAAGAGAAUUUUUUCCUUCUAACAAGAAUUUAAACUUCCACACAGUUUCUAAGUUUAAACACAGGAUUGUUGGAUUGUGUUUUUACAUGUCUGCUCUGCUGUGUGGCUCCUGUUUAACUUUCUCUGUUUUGUUAUACAUAUAUAUAAUAUAUAUUAUAUAUAUUAUGAGGUAUAUAUUAUAUAUAUAUAAACACUCUGAUGAACAACAUGUUUUAGGUUAAGGGGAAAGCUUUUAAGAAAAACUGCUCAGCUUUUAUUUUUUUUUCUUGUGUACAUGACUGAAAAUGGGGAGGAACCAAUGGAGUGAGCAAAGGAAGAACUGUAAAGGCAGGAGAUAAUGGCAUUGCAGUGUCUGUGCCCUCUGGUGCCAUUUCUUUCUUUAAGAUUUCAAUGAAUUUGUUACAUAAUGGAUGCAAUGCUCUCUGUUGAAGUCAUAUCCCUGAAUGGCAAGGCUAAGCUCAUGACUAUAAGCACAGCUCUGCUUUCUUUUUCCAUUGAUUUUGUAAAGAGAAACAUUUUAAUAGCCAUAUCUAUAAUUGUGGUAGAAAUGGCUGUAAAAAAAAAACACAACUUUUUUUUUUGUCUAUGAGACACAGAGAACAAAGAUAGAGCAACCCAUAUAGCUAAUUUAAUGUCUUGUUCUGCAAAUAUUACCAGUGUAAUUUCAUAUGACAGAAAAAAAAUCAAAUCAAAACCUAACACAUUGUUUCCUUCCCAAAUAGUGUCUUGAAUGCCAAACAUAACGGCUCCCUGCUCCCCCACCUACGCUUAAUGGACCAUCACUCUCUUUCAAAAUGGGGAUAAUUUAGUGUCUUCUCAAAUGUAUCCCUAUAACUAGGUUGUAAUUUCCCUUCCCAGCUGGAUUUCUUCACUUUAUUAGAACACUGCUAUUUGGAAAAGGUUGUAGAACCUGGUGCAGCGAAAUCACUGUCUACAUUAAGGUGAAAAAUUCUGUUUGAACAAAGGUAGAAAUGCUUUCACAUCCCAAGAAAGUCAGCAGGCAAUCUGGGCCAGGUUUUUUGAUAAAUAAACAUUCCAUUGACUGCUCCUAAUUUGAUUUGCAUAAUUACACAACAGAUAUAUUUAUGGGCUGAUUAAAGUCCCCAAAUUUUUACAUUUCUAGUUUAAGCAAUAGGGAGGAAAAGUCAACCUGUGACAUAAAACCAGCCUGAUGGAAGAGCAUACUCAGCACACUACUUUUUAAAUAACGAAUAUUGAUGGUAAGCUUAUAGAAGGAGUACUCUUACAGGAAUUAAUUUGUCUCUCUUGACAAGCUGUUUCCUCCUGAAGAUGCUGUGAUUUUGCAGCUUGGCACAAAUUGAACUAUUUGCCUCAAACUAAUUAAAAAUGAAUAAUGCUCUACUCAGCUGACUAGAUUUAUCCUAUUUAGAGACUUGUCCCACACAAACUUGGGAUUUUUUUUCUUUAUUCUUUUGUCACACUUUUUCUUAUCGUUAUCUUAACAAACCUAUGGCCACAGGAAAAAAAUUCUUCCAUGAAUACACUAAUUAGUUAUGGCAGAAAUAGCUGCACUAAUAAGAAUAUGCACACACAGGAAUCUGUAAAGGUGCUUAGGAGAAAGCGUGCAACUAUUUGCAUUUGAAAAAAUCUCUUGUCUUUAUUACCAGUUCGGGAUUUUAGCAGCAACAGAGGAAUAUGCUCCAGAAGAGGUGCAAGGAGAUGCUGGAGUAGCUACAAGGGUGCAAUCUGCAACCUUGGGCUUGGUUAUACUGGAUAACUUUAACUGACCUGCAUUUGUGGGGCAGAUGGUGAAUACAGUUUUUUGGGGGUAUUAAUUUUAACAUUCUUUGUAUUCAGUGUUCUCCUCCUGGCUUAGUCUUGCUGUAAAGUUUGGAAGUCUGGUUUAACUUAUAAACAACGUUAGAUCUCACUUAUGCAUAGAAUGUGACUCGCCUGUUUGAGGGUUCUGUAGCUUUACAUCUAAGAUGAUCAGGAUCUUGAAGACUCAAACCACGCAGCCCUCAUUCAGUAAAGUAUUUAAGCAUGUGUGGAAGUCCUCUCAAAAGCAGCUGCUUUAUGCACAGGCUGAAGUUCUUCACUGAUUAACGAUGCAGUUAAAAUGCACGUCUCAAAUUAAAUAUGUGCCUAAUUUUAAGCAGGUGAGUGAGCUUGCCAACCUCCCUGGGACUAUUCAGUUGCUUUAAGUUAACUGCCUUGAGUGCUUUGCUGCACCAGGGUCUAUUCUGUAAAAGUAAGGAUCUAUGAUGGAUCUGUCAUUGUCUUAGUUAUUUGUUUAUAUAAAAGUUAGCAAGUCAUAGCUUGAGCCUAUCAGGCUUGACAGGGAGCUGUUAAAUCCUUCAUGUGAUAGUGGUUUGGUUUUAGAUUAUUUAAGCAAAUCACCGGGUUCUCCUUGAACAUAAACAAUGUUUCUAUCCCCAUGAGUUUCAUUUUUCAAAGUAAAUGGAGAAUGUAUGUUUUUCA
Molecule: messenger RNA, 6497 nt
Organism: Myiozetetes cayanensis
Lineage: Eukaryota; Metazoa; Chordata; Aves; Passeriformes; Tyrannidae
Gene: GRID1
Product: glutamate ionotropic receptor delta type subunit 1
Exons: 17
Coding region: 367-3486 (1039 amino acids)
Biological process (GO): synaptic transmission, glutamatergic; modulation of chemical synaptic transmission; monoatomic ion transport
Cellular component (GO): postsynaptic membrane; plasma membrane
Molecular function (GO): glutamate-gated receptor activity; transmitter-gated monoatomic ion channel activity involved in regulation of postsynaptic membrane potential
Source: RefSeq, a predicted model, not a curated record